UUAUUUUUGCGUUGCAGGUCUUAAACCGUAUUAAAUGUGUUGUUCAGUUUUUGUCCCUGAUUUGCGGCGUUCGCAAGUGGGAUGGAGGAAAUUUUCUGCUUUCCGCGUUCACCAAGUCCCGAUAAGCCUAAAAUCGUAGUGCCGAAUGGUCGAGGCGUGAAGCGUCGUAUCGGCGGAAAUGACCAACGGAAUAGGUCGAAGCUCGUCAAUUUACAAAACAAUGAUUGUCCUUGGAUCGAUGCUUUCAAGCCGGAUAAUGUCUCGGAACUUGCAGUUCACAGUGCCAAAAUCACGGAAGUUCGAGAAUGGCUAACCAAUGCGUGCAAUGGGUUGAAUGGAGUUCCCAAAGUGGCCGUUCUUAUCGGUCCGACCGGCUCAGGAAAGUCGGCGGUGGUUGAUGUAUUAUGCCGGGAAAUGGGCUUGACGAAAGUCGCGUGGACCAGCGACGAAGACGUGAUUUCGUUCAACGAAGACUCCGACUUCGUCCCGGGAACUUUCCGGAAAGACCGGAAUCAAAAAGAGGAAUUUUUCGAUUUCCUCGAGGGGGCUUCCAUGUGCGGCGGUAUGGAUCUCGACGAGCGUCGUGUGGUUGUUGUGGAUGAUUUCCCCAAUGCGUUACUCAUGAAGGGCAAUGAUUUCGGCGAAGUUUUGGCAUCCUUCAACUUUAAUAAUCCUGUGAUAUUUAUCGUGAGUGUGGACCCUGGUUCGAGGCGAUACGGAGCCUUAUUUUCCGACGAAGCUUUGCGACAUGCUAGAAUACGCAAAAUUAGCUUCAAUCCUGUGGCUACUUCUUUUCUAGCAAAUGCGAUGAACAAAAUCUUCGAUCGUCUUGAAAACACUCGUGGGAUCAGCAGGCCCUCUCCAGAGGCAAUUGCGGCGAUAGCGGAACUGAGCCACGGUGACCUGCGACUAUGCAUAAAUGCGCUCCAAUUUUCCAGCGUUUCUUCGGGAUCAGGGUGGGACAGUUCAAAGCUUUUCUCCGUUGAUAUCGAAGGUCGUGCAGAAUCGGCUGUUCCGGUUUCGACGACACGUCGACGCGGUGGUCGGGUCGGUGUGAAAGAAACGCGGGAAAAGCUGAAUGCUUUGAAGCGAAUGAAACAACAUUCUGUGGAUUCUUCCGAUCCGUAUUUCGCAAUCGGAGACAAAUCGGGAAAAUUGGGCCUGUUCUCAGUUUUGGGCAAAAUUCUGUACGCAAAGCGGGCGGAAGAGCCGGAUCGGAUAAUGGUUAAUCAGGAGCGGAUUAAUGCUGUGAAUGUGGUCAGGAGGAGUAGGGAGCCUCGACUUCCCUUGUUGGAGAAUCCGGAUGUUUUGGUGGAAAACUCGGUUCUGGCUCCGGAAGGAUUGUUGCUAUUUUUGCAUCAAAAUUACUUGGAAUUUUUCUCGAACAUCAAGGAGAUUUCAGCCGUAGCUGCAAGCUUUGCAACUGCGGACGCCCUGAGGGAAGAUGACUGGCGUGCCAAAGAAACUAUGUCAUCCUCUGCUUGCACACUUGUCGCACGUUCCCUCAUGUUGAAUCGCUUCCGUGACGUCGAAAACAAGGGAAUUUCGUCGAAGUUCCUCCCAUUGCGUAAACCCCGUUACCGAGGGAUACUAGAGGAGGCUGAACGAAAUUCCGAGGCAACCCGAAACACAUUUUUCGUUCCCAGUCCCGCGAGCGUAUUUCUUGGUAGUGACGAGUUAUUCGCUGUGCAUCUACCCAUGUUGCGACACAUUUGUGCGAGUUUGACCCCCGCCCAGGCCAUGAUGAUAACAAAAGUGACCGAUUUCAAGAAAGUUUUGAAAGGCGACACCGACUUGCUCAUGGCCGAUGGAACCGCUGAUGCGAAUGUCGAGGAGGAGUACUUCGAAAUCGGGACUGAGGGUGGCGGGAAAGUGGAAAUCGGUACUUCGACGAUGACCAGAUUUUGUGGAUGUAAGGGUGUGAGAACAUGUUUGCUGUGUGAGAAAGAACUAGGUGUUCCACGGCGUUGUGAAUCGACGUUUGAGGAUUUGAAGCAGCGCAGCUAUGUAUACUGUCCUCAUUGCAAUUUGGCGUGGCCUGGUUGGAAUUACGAUGUUUUCGAAAGACAUCCAAAUCAUGAAGGCACUUCCUUAAAACUGGAUGGGGUAUACAUUCAAUUGGACUUCUUGACGGAAGAAGAAGAAAAGCUUUUGGUUGAGGGAUGUGAUGCAAUGCCCUGGGACCAGUCUCAGAGUGGUAGAAGAAAGCAGAAUUUUGGCCCCAAGUGCAACUUCAAGAAGAGGAAAAUAAAGCUGGGCGAGUUCGAGGGUUUCCCGAAAUUCAGCGAAUUUGUGCAAGAAAAAUUCAACUCGGUUCCUUUGCUUUCUGGCUACGAAACGAUCGAGCAAUGUUCCUUGGAAUACACGACUGACCGCGGAGCUUCGAUAGAUCCGCACAUCGACGAUUGCUGGAUUUGGGGCGAGCGCAUUGUUUCUGUCAAUCUCUUGAGUGAUUCGAUGCUGAUGUUGACGAAGUAUGAAAGGAAAGACGAGGGACAGAAGUACAAUCUUCUGGAGGCGUAUGAAGAGUACACCAAUGUGAUGCUGAUGUUGACGAAGUAUGAAAGGAAAGACGAGGGACAGAAGUACAAUCUUCUGGAGGCGUAUGAAGAGUACACCAAUGUGGUGAGAAAGCAAAGCGACGGGUCUCCGAAAAUCUGCCGUGGUUUGUUGGCGGAUACAGACGGAGCCGUAGACUUCUCACGUGAUCUCGGCGAGGAAUACGAUGACAUUGUUAUCCGAGUGCCGAUGCCGAGAAGGUCGCUUUUAGCUAUGUACGGAUAUCCGAGGUACUCUUUUGAACAUUCGAUUUUGAGAGAAGACAUUACAGCGAGGAGAAUUUGUCUAGCUUAUCGUGAAUUUACGCCGCCGUAUUUGCCCGGUGGUGAAAUGUAUGAGAUCCAUGGGAAGCCCGUUGUCGAUAAAGCGAAGAACUUCUUCUGA
This is a messenger RNA of Notodromas monacha, 2943 nucleotides long. NCBI's taxonomy places the organism in Eukaryota, Metazoa, Arthropoda, Ostracoda, Podocopida, Cyprididae. The record is from the annotation of a GenBank genome assembly.